Molecule: messenger RNA, 1098 nt
Organism: Emericellopsis cladophorae
Lineage: Eukaryota; Fungi; Ascomycota; Sordariomycetes; Hypocreales; Bionectriaceae
Product: d-malate dehydrogenase
Exons: 1
Coding region: 1-1098 (365 amino acids)
Molecular function (GO): NAD binding; magnesium ion binding; oxidoreductase activity, acting on the CH-OH group of donors, NAD or NADP as acceptor
Source: RefSeq, a predicted model, not a curated record
AUGCCAAAAACGCUUCGCAUCGCAGUCAUCCCCGGCGAUGGCAUCGGCCAAGAAGUCAUGCCACACGGUGUGGCCUGCCUCGAAGCCGCCGCCCGGGCGCACAGCAUCCCGAUGGAGAUGAAGACCUUUGACUUUGCUUCGUGUGACUACUACGACAAGCACGGCACCAUGAUGCCCGAUGACUGGAAAGCGCAACUCGAGGGCUUCGACGCUCUCUACUUUGGCGCCGUGGGCAUGCCAGACCGCGUACCGGACAAUGUCUCCCUCUGGGGCAGUCUCCUCAAGUUCCGCCGCGAAUUUGACCAGUACGUCAACCUGCGCCCGUGUCGCCUCAUGCCGGGCGUCCCCUGCCCGCUCGCUGGGCGGAAGCCCGGCGACAUUGACUUUUGGAUCGUGCGGGAGAACACCGAGGGCGAGUACAGCAGCGUCGGCGGCACAAUGUUUGAGGGGACCGAACGGGAGACGGUGAUUCAGGACACGGUGAUGACGAGGGUGGGCGUGGACCGCGUCCUCCGGUACGCGUUUGAGCUGGCGCAGAGCCGGCCGAGGAAGAAGCUCACCAGCGCCACCAAGAGCAACGGGAUCAGCAUCACCAUGCCCUGGUGGGACUCGCGCGUGGCGGCCAUGUCCAAAAACUUUGCCGACGUGAGCGUGGAAAAGUACCACAUUGACAUCCUGACGGCGCACUUUGUGCAGCGACCCCAGAUCUUCGACGUCGUCGUGGCGAGCAACCUGUUUGGCGACAUCCUCUCGGACCUGGGGCCUGCCUGCACCGGCACCAUCGGCAUCGCCCCGUCUGCCAACAUCAACCCGACUAGCAUGUUCCCCUCCCUGUUCGAGCCCGUCCACGGCACUGCCCCGGACAUUUACGGCCAGGGCGUGGCGAACCCGGUCGGCAUGAUCUGGGCCGGGCAGAUGAUGCUGGAGCACUUUGGAUACAAGGAGGCGGCGUCGACGAUGCUCAAGGCUAUUGAGAAUGUGUUGGCGCGAGCUGAGAGCAGCGUCGUGACGCCGGACAUGGGUGGCCAAGGCAAGACCGAGGGGUUUGGCAAGGCCAUCGAGGCGGAGAUUGUCAAGCUCGGUGGGGUGACGUCGUAG